Messenger RNA from Caenorhabditis bovis, 1656 nucleotides. The record is from the annotation of a GenBank genome assembly. Lineage: Eukaryota; Metazoa; Nematoda; Chromadorea; Rhabditida; Rhabditidae.
AUGGCGGCAACGGCGGAAAAGAGCUACAACUUCUCGAUUUCCACCACCAACGAUGUUGCAAUAUCAAAAGUUCUGAUUGAAGAAGACGGAGAUUCGAGAGAUUCGGGGAUUUCAAUUUCGAGUUGCAACGAAAAUGAGUUCGAAGAAACGAAAGCCGUUUACAAAAAGAGCGAGUUUCUGCCACUCCGACAAGCUCUCAGUGACUGCUCCAAUCAUGUGUCUAAAGCAAUUGUACAUAACACUUCAAGAAAUUCAUCUCGCUGCGAUACGCCAACAGGUCGAAAAAUUAAGUCAGUUUUUUCUUCUGAAUCAUUGGAUCAAAGCCAAUAUGAUAAGCAGUUUCUUCAGAAUCAGAAUUCCGCCAAACGUUAUCUCGACACAUCGUCCCGUAAAAGAAGUAGUAGUUCUUCAUCGAACAGCUCAAUCCACAAACGCAGCAAACAAGUCACCGCCGACGUCUAUGAUGAAAAUGAUCCGUUUUGUCCGUUUGAGGAGCCAGCAUUCCAACGGAGCAAUCCAAUCUCCUCUAUUUCAAUGUUUGACGUCUCAUCUAAUUUGACGGCAACAAUUAAAAGGAGUUUGCACGAUGAAUCGAACGGAUCGUUUCGCAAUAGUACUGAAGCGGUUCAAUACCAAGCGAAGGCGAGUCGAACCAUGAGCGUCGGAUUCCUCGAACCCGAUGCUCCAUUACCAUCAUGUCUCGAAGUGAAAUACCGCCUACCUGCAGUGGAUAGACCUCAAAAAGAAUCGCAAGCAUUUCGCAGCAUAUCCCCAAUGACACUAUUGAACGAAUUUCGAAAGCGUGGAGACGAUUUUUUCUCAAAAUUCGUCAUUGUCGAUUGUCGAUAUCCGUAUGAAUACAAGGGCGGUCACAUUAAGGGAGCAGUGAAUAUUCAUAAGCCGACGGAUCUCGAAGCGUUCUUCUUUCCACAUGAUCCAGCGAAUGUGAUUUGCAAAAAAAUUCCUAUAUUCUACUGCGAGUAUAGUCAGAAGCGCGGUCCAGCAAUGGCUCAUUUAUUGAGAUCGCUUGACCGUGUUCGUAAUGAACUCAAAUAUCCGCAUGUUGAGUAUCCGGAGAUGUAUCUGCUAGACCAUGGAUACAAAACAUUGUGGAGUGUAGAAGAAUGUCGCGAGAUUUGCGAACCAUGUGAUUAUGUGGCAAUGUUGGACGCUCGCCAUAGCUCGUCGUUGAAGUUGUACCGUGGUGCCAGCCAUCGAUCUACGACUUCAAUUAAGUCGUGUUCUGAGAUUUCUGUGAGUGGAACAAAAAAUCUUCGGAGAUUAGCUUCGAAGAAAAACGUCAGAAGCUGUUCGUUGUUUGGAAUCAACGAAAAGUCGAGGACAUCGAAAUUAUCAUUGUCUUGCGAGUGGAAUUCUGACGACGUGUUUUACGAUCUGGAUGCGCCACAGGACAGCAUGAUCAUUUCGCGUUCAGUAUCAGCUGUGGAAAUUAGCACAAUUUCUACAGAUGAGAUUGACCUCGAUAAAUGCUUGGAAUCUGAAAUUCCUGAAGUUAAGACAUCACUUAAAUGGAUCGAAACUCCAGAAUACCGGCAACCCGAGGAAAGUGUCGAUGAAAAAGAAGCGCAAGAUGAGUCGAAGUCGGAAACACCGAUUUCAUGCCUCGAUUUCUCGUCACUUUCCGAUACUGAGUGA